UCCGGAGCCGCUCGCCCGCCCGUCCGCCCGCCGCGAUGGGAGCCGGCGCCUCGGCGAUCUCCGCCCUGCUGUGCGGCGCGGCCGCGGCCGCCCUGCUGCUGCGCUGGCGGGGGAGGAGCGGGCUCCGCCGGGAGCUGGCCGAGGCUGGCCGGCGGCGGCAGCUGGCGCUGGGGCGGAUGGAAAAGGCCGCCGCGCAGUUUCGGGAGCAGAAUCCUGAUGUAGAUGCGGACUCCAUCCUCUCUCUCUCCUUGGUGGAGCUCUCCGAGAAACUCCGGGAUGGUUCUCUUUCUCCAGACUGGGUCUUCUAUACCUACAUGGACAAGGUGAGGAACGCACGUGAUGGCCACGAUUCCACCCUGGGGUUUGCGAAGCGUCUCAAUCAGCCAGCUGCUGAGGACUGCGUGCUGGUGCAAGUGUUAAAGAGACAGGGGGCGCUUCCAUUUGUGAAGACCAACGUUCCCCAGUCCCUGUUAAGCUACGACUGCAGUAAUUUAAUCUUUGGCCAGACAGUGAACCCUCUGGACCACACCAAAACGCCUGGCGGCUCCUCCGGAGGAGAAGGGGCGCUGAUUAGCAGCGGCGGAUCCAUCCUGGGCAUUGGGACGGACGUAGGAGGAAGCCUCCGUAUUCCAGCUGCCUUCUGUGGGAUUUGUUCGCUGAAAGCCACUGGGGGCAGACUGAGCAAGAAAGGAGUGGUCUCCAGUAUUCCUGGGCAGAAAUCAGCUCUAGUAGGGGUAGGGCCAAUGGCGAGGGACGUGGACAGCCUGGCUCUGUGCAUGAGAGCGCUCCUGUGUGUCGACAUGUUCCGCCUGGACCCCACCGUGCUGCCGGUGCCCUUCAACGAGGAGGUGUUCUCCAGCUCACGGCCCCUCCGCGUAGGAUAUUACGACACUGAUUCUUUUACGGUGCCAGGUCCUUCCAUGAGACGGGCAGUUCUGGAGACCAAGCAGCUGCUGGAGAAUGCAGGCCAUAUGCUGGUGCCGUUCAAACCCUGUCGUAUUGAAUACUUUAUGUUUGAUAUUUCGGUAAGAGGAUUGUUUGCAGACGGGUGUGCCACCUUUUUGGACCGUUUCAAAGGGGAGCAAGAAGAUCCCAACAUUAAACAAUUACUUCUGUUGUGUAAAGCACCAGGCUGGCUAAGAAGCCUCUUGUCCUGGAUUGUCAAACCAAUAGUGCAUAGAUUAGCAAACGUCCUGAGAAACAUGAACGAGAGAUCGGUGAAAGAACUCUGGAAACUUCAUUGUGAGAUUGAGGAGUAUUGCCGAGAAUUCAUCGCCGAAUGGAGGAAGCUGGACCUGGAUGUGAUGCUGUGUCCGGUUGUGGGCCCUGCGUUUCAGAUUGGAUUUCCUGGGAAGCUCUCAGUGGCAGCAAGUUACACUAUUUUGUAUAACUACUUGGACUUCCCCGCCGGGGUUGUGCCUGUCACCAUGGUGACGAAGGAGGAUGAGGAAGAGCUGAAGACCUACAGAGGACACUAUAACGAUUGGUGGGACAAGGUCUUCGUAAAGGCUAUCCGGGGAGGCGUGGGGCUGCCCGUGGCGGUGCAGUGCGUGGCUCUGCCGUGGCAGGAGGAGCUGUGCCUGCGGUUCAUGAAGGAGGUGGAGACGCUGACCCAGAGGAAGCAAAGAAACCUUUGAACGACGGGCAGGAUAGAACGCUGCUGGGUUACAAUGCUGCGCCAGCCAGCCGUCUGCAUCAAGCAGUGAUGUUAAUGGCACAACCUUUGUUUAAUUAAAGAACUUGAUGGUG
Messenger RNA from Trachemys scripta elegans, 1749 nucleotides. RefSeq names its product fatty-acid amide hydrolase 1-like. Gene Ontology annotation, molecular function: fatty acid amide hydrolase activity; amidase activity. The transcript has 14 exons. Gene Ontology annotation, biological process: fatty acid catabolic process. The coding region runs from base 36 to 1637 and encodes 533 amino acids. Lineage: Eukaryota; Metazoa; Chordata; Testudines; Emydidae. The record is from RefSeq and is a predicted model, not a curated record.